GUCUUUAAAUACUACAUUUAAUUGAAAUAUACUUGAAAACUUUUGAAUAAUUUUUAAAAUGGCUAUUUUGCAUACGAAACAAGUUUUUGCGUUAUGCUUAAUAAUUUGUUUUUUUAAACAAUCAUUUUCUACACCACUCACAGAGGAGCAAAAGAUGGCGUUACACCAGAAUAUAGAACUGAAGAAAGAGGUGUUAACGGAAUUAACCAAGGAAGAGGUCGAUGAUGGUUUGUACACGGAAGCGGUAAAAAAAAAUCGUGCAAGAGUAGAGCGAUUCACCGAUCGCCUGAGUCAUAAAGAACCAAAAAAUAAAGACAAUGUUGCAGCAGAUGAAUUUGAGAAGAUAAUUGCCGAAGAUGAUGCUUACAUGGCUGAGAAUAUGGAAAUAGUUGGUAGGCGGAUGCGAAUCCGUUUACGCCAAUCAGGUUAUCCGAUAUUCGGAGAUAACGAGGAGUUAAUUGCUGAGGAUAUGAAAAACGAGAAUGAG
This is a messenger RNA of Adelges cooleyi (spruce gall adelgid), 487 nucleotides long. RefSeq lists its product as uncharacterized. The record is from RefSeq and is a predicted model, not a curated record. Lineage: Eukaryota; Metazoa; Arthropoda; Insecta; Hemiptera; Adelgidae. The transcript is spliced from 8 exons. The annotation marks the transcript as partial.